ACUGUCCAGUGUCAUGGCUCCCUGUGUGAGUGGGUGAGCCAGAAGGGUCCGGUUUUGGUAUUAUGGUCGUAUUUGAGAUUUUAAAAGCAUUCAACGUUUGAUAGCUGACACGCUGUCUCUUUCUUGUUCUUUCUUGUAUUGCGUUAUAUUUAGGGAGGUAGUGUGUUACUAGUUUGUCAACAUGGCUGGGAGUAGCAUGGCACAGAAAACAUGGGAGCUACAAAACAGUAUGCAGGAAGUUCAGAGCAUAGAUGAAAUCUAUAAGUAUGACAAAAAACAACAACAGGAAAUCCUUGCUGCAAAGCCAUGGACUAAGGAUCAUCAUUACUUCAAGUACUGCAAGAUCUCUGCGCUGGCACUUCUGAAGAUGGUAAUGCACGCCAGGUCUGGGGGGAACCUCGAGGUGAUGGGACUGAUGCUGGGGAAAGUGGAUGGGGAGACUAUGAACAUCAUGGACAGCUUUGCCUUACCGGUGGAGGGCACAGAGACCCGGGUCAACGCGCAGGCUGCGGCUUAUGAAUACAUGGCUGCUUACAUUGAGAAUGCCAAACAGGUUGGUCGACUGGAGAACGCCAUUGGGUGGUACCACAGUCACCCAGGUUACGGGUGCUGGUUGUCAGGUAUUGAUGUCAGCACCCAGAUGCUCAAUCAGCAGUUUCAGGAGCCUUUUGUGGCGGUGGUGAUCGACCCCACUCGUACCAUAUCUGCAGGGAAAGUCAAUCUUGGCGCCUUCAGAACAUACCCCAAGGGUUACAAACCUCCAGAUGAGGGACCUUCUGAGUAUCAGACCAUUCCCCUGAACAAGAUCGAAGACUUUGGCGUGCACUGCAAACAGUAUUAUGCCUUGGAAGUUACGUAUUUCAAGUCUUCCCUUGACCGAAAAUUACUGGAGCUCCUCUGGAAUAAAUACUGGGUGAAUACUCUGAGCUCUUCAAGUCUUUUGACGAAUUCAGAAUACACCACUGGCCAGGUUUUUGACCUAUCUGAAAAGCUGGAGCAAUCUGAGGCCCAGCUGGGCAGAGGAAGUUUCAUGCUGGGCCUGGACACACACGACAGGAAGUCAGAGGACAAACUGGCUAAAGCUACACGAGACAGCUGCAAGACAACCAUUGAGGCCAUCCAUGGUCUGAUGUCUCAAGUCAUUAAAGAUAAACUCUUCAAUCAAAUCAACACGUCUGCCAACUAAGCACGAAACAGCCCAAGCAGAGUUUUCCCCUCGUGUGUCUAGCGGUGUAUGUUUAGCAUUUAGAUAUCUGGUUUUCAGGAUGAUCUGUUUAUUUGUUUUGAGCUCAACUUAUGUUCACAUAAGCUCAUAAAUAAAUAUUUCUGGUGUGUACA
Molecule: messenger RNA, 1338 nt
Organism: Esox lucius (northern pike)
Lineage: Eukaryota; Metazoa; Chordata; Actinopteri; Esociformes; Esocidae
Gene: cops5
Product: COP9 signalosome subunit 5
Exons: 8
Coding region: 182-1186 (334 amino acids)
Biological process (GO): protein deneddylation
Cellular component (GO): COP9 signalosome; cytoplasm
Molecular function (GO): protein binding; metallopeptidase activity; deNEDDylase activity
Source: RefSeq, a predicted model, not a curated record